Messenger RNA from Akanthomyces muscarius, 1527 nucleotides. RefSeq lists its product as uncharacterized. Gene Ontology annotation, biological process: transmembrane transport. Gene Ontology annotation, molecular function: transmembrane transporter activity. The coding region runs from base 1 to 1527 and encodes 508 amino acids. The transcript has a single exon. NCBI's taxonomy places the organism in Eukaryota, Fungi, Ascomycota, Sordariomycetes, Hypocreales, Cordycipitaceae. The record is from RefSeq and is a predicted model, not a curated record.
AUGAGCUCGCUGCUGAAAAUCGGCGGUACCGCCAUCAAUGAAGGGCACGAGGCCGAGGAGACGACGCCUCUCCUCAGCAGCGGCGCCGACCUCUCCGGCGCCGCUGCGAAUAGCGCCAACCUCUCCGGCGCCGUUGAGAAUGGCGACGCCGCGACGCCGCCGCCGCCCGACAAGCCGCUGCCGAAGCUGCAGAUGUUCCUGCUCUGCUACGCGCGCCUCAUGGAGCCCAUCGCCUUCUUCGCCAUCUUCCCCUACAUCGCGGCCAUGGUGCAGCGCAACGGGCGCCUGCCCGAGUCCGACGUGGGCUUCUACAGCGGGCUCAUCGAGUCGCUCUUCUCCAUCACGCAGAUGACGGUGCUCAUCGUCUGGGGCCGGCUCGCCGACCGCCUCGGCCGCAAGCCCGUCCUCGUCUGGAGCCUGGCGGGCAUGGCCGUCGGCCCGGCGCUCUUUGGCAUGGCCACGACGCUCCCGCAGAUGAUCCUCUUCCGCUGCGUCGCCGGCAUCUUCUCCGGCUCCACGCUCAUCAUCCGCACCAUGAUCUUUGACCACUGCACGCCCGCGACCCAGGCCCAGGCCUUCAGCUGGUUCGCGUUUGCGGGCAACGUCGGCAUCCUCAUCGGGCCCAUUGUCGGCGGCUUCCUCGCGGACCCGGCGGGCCAGUACCCGGGCCUGUUUGGCGGCUGCAAGUUCUUCGAGGACUAUCCGUACGCGGCGCCCGGGUUCGCCGUCUCGGCGAUUGCGGCGACGGGCGUCGUCACGUCCAUCUUCUUCCUCGAGGAGACGCUGGACAAGGACGCGCAAAAGACGCGGCAGCAGGCCGGCAGCAACAAGGCCGAGCAGCUGUCCAUCUGGCAGCUCAUGCGGACAAGCGGCAUCCCGACUGUGCUGUUUGUCAACGCCUCGGUCAUGAUCAUGGCGUUUGCGUUUACGGCGCUCCUGCCCGUGGUGCUCUUCACGCCCGUCGACAUUGGCGGUCUCGGGCUGUCGCCGUUUCAAAUAUCCAUCUACAUGGCCAUCCAGGGCCUCAGCCAGGCCGUCUGGCUGAUUGGCAUCUUCCCGCCGGUGCACAGGCGCAUCGGCACCAAGAAACUGCUCAUGGCGUGCGCCCUCGGCUAUCCCUUCUUCUUCCUCGCCUACGUUGCUCUCAACGAGCUGCUGCGCGCCGGCACGCCGACCGCCACGACGUGGGCGUGGAUCGUCGGGCCGCUCGCGGCCAUUGUCGGCCCGGGCGUGUCCAUGGCCUUCACCGGCGUGCAGCUCGCCCUGAACGAUGCCUCGCCGGACCCGCACGUCAUGGGCACUCUCAACGGCAUUGCCCUGACGAUAGCGAGCGGGCUGCGGUCGUUUGUGCCGGGCCUGACGACGGCUCUGUACGCGGUCGGGGUGAGAGAGCAGAUUCUUCGCGGCCAUCUGACCUGGAUCGUCCUCAUCCCCGUGUCUAUGCUCAUGUUGACUGUGAUACCUCAGCUGCCCAACGACAAGCAGCCGGUCGCUUCAACGGCUCCGGAAGAUGAAUCAGACCUAUAA